GUUAUCUUCCUCUGUUUUCCUCUCUUUGCUGCAGCAUAUUGACUCUUUCCUAAAAUCAAGAAAUAAAGUCAAGAGGAUAAUAUAGUUUCUUGUUGGAAUUGGUACAGGCUACCAAGUAAUUAGUGCAAUGCUUACAAGUUUGAACACAUAAUCAUCUCAAAAAACAGUGAGAUCCUCGCUCGUCUUUCUAAAUAUCUUCUGCAACAUGUGAAAUUAUUUAUUAGACUCUCUCUUGCACAGCAUAUAUAAGCCUUCGAAUUCUAGUUAUAAUUGCAGAGUAUAGAUAGAAAAGAAAUGGCGGAGAAAGCGAGAGCAACAGCAUCUAAUUCUUCUAGUAGACAAAAUGAGCGGAGAUCGAUUGGGGUGUUCGAGCCGGCAGAGAGUAAGAAGAGUAUUAGUAGUGAGACAGUGGAGGAUCAUCGGGGUAGCACUUCCUUGUUGGGGUCUAGUAGUAGUAGUAGUAGUAGAGAGGCAGCAGUGAAAAUAAACAAGUGGAUGGCAUUCGAGCCCCACAAUUCUAAAGGGAAAGAUAAUAAUAAUAAUAUAGAUAUGGAUAUAGUACCAAACAUAAAAGCUGAAGCAGGAAUAGCGGAAAGAAUAGCAGAAUGGGGUCUGGUGGUGAAGUCAGAGUCAGAUGCGGGAGAAGGUAGUUUCAAAAAUGCAGGAAAAGGAAAAGGAGAAAGAUUAUUGAUUUUAGGAGGAGAAUCGACAAGAACAUCGGAGGAAUCGAAUCAUGGGUCUGCAAGAGUGUCAUCUGCAUCAGGAGAUUUCCCAAGGGUAUCGCAAGAGUUGAAGACGGCUUUGGCCACUUUGCAGCAGACAUUUGUUGUAUCUGACGCCACUAAACCUGAGUGCCCCAUCGUGUACGCCAGCUCCGGCUUCUUUAGUAUGACCGGUUAUUCUUCUAAGGAGGUCAUUGGAAGGAACUGCCGAUUUCUUCAGGGACCGGAAACAGACCCGAAUGAAGUGGCCAAGAUUCGAGAUGCUGUUAAAAGUGGGAACAGCUACUGUGGCAGGCUCUUGAACUACAAGAAAGAUGGCACCCCUUUCUGGAAUCUUCUCACUAUCACCCCCAUCAAAGAUGACCGUAGCAAGACCAUCAAAUUUAUUGGAAUGCAGGUGGAGGUCAGCAAGUACACGGAAGGUAUUAAUGAGAAGGCAUUACGACCAAAUGGUCUGCCCAAGUCAUUAAUCCGUUAUGAUGCUCGUCAGAAGGAGAAGGCUUUAGGCUCCAUGACAGAGGUUGUCCAAACUGUGAAACAUCCACGAUCUCACACUCAAGCUACAAGUCAUGACACUACCAGCAAGCAUGAAGAACAAGAAAAAUUUGACCUUGAUUAUAUUCUGCCAAAAUCUGCUGAAAUUCAGAAUAUAAGCACACCUGGUGGACAAAUACCUCAAUCAGAUUACAGGGAUGAUGUGUCUCGCUCAAGUUUAAGCCAGGAAGCAGGCAAAAAAUCUAGAAAAUCAGGUCGCGUUUCCUUGAUGGGUUUUAGAGGGAGGUCUCUGAGCUCUGCAGAGAGGCAAGAACAGAAACCAAGUAUUGAACCAGAGGUUUUGAUGACUAAAGAUAUAGAACGCAUUGACAGUUGGGACCGCACUGAAAGAGAAAGGGAUAUACGCCAAGGAAUUGACCUAGCAACCACAUUGGAACGCAUUGAAAAGAACUUCGUGAUCACUGAUCCAAGACUUCCUGAUAACCCAAUUAUAUUUGCGUCUGAUAGCUUUCUUGAAUUGACAGAAUAUACACGCGAAGAAAUUUUGGGAAGAAACUGUCGGUUUCUUCAAGGACCUGAAACAGAUCAAGCAACUGUCUCAAAGAUAAGAGACGCCAUUAGAGCACAAAAGGAAAUCACUGUGCAGUUGAUCAAUUAUACCAAGAGUGGAAAGAAAUUCUGGAAUUUAUUUCACUUACAACCUAUGCGUGACCAAAAGGGUGAGCUUCAAUACUUUAUUGGUGUCCAACUAGAUGGAAGUGAUCAUGUGGAACCCUUGCGCAACCGCCUCUCAGAGUACACAGAGCAACAAAGUUCUAAGUUGGUCAAAGCCACUGCAGAAACUGUUGAUGAAGCUGUCAGAGAACUUCCUGAUGCCAACUUGACACCAGACGAUUUGUGGGCAAUUCAUUCUCAGCCUGUCUUUCCAAAGCCUCACAAAAAGGAUAGUCCUUCUUGGAUAGCAAUACAAAAGAUCACUGCACGUGGUGAAAAAAUUGGGCUACGUCAUUUUAAGCCCAUAAGACCAUUGGGUUGUGGAGAUACUGGCAGUGUUCAUUUGGUGGAAUUGCAAGGUACAGGUGAACUAUAUGCUAUGAAGGCAAUGGAAAAGUCAAUAAUGAUGAACCGUAACAAGGUUCACCGAGCAUGCAUUGAGAGGGAAAUCAUUUCACUACUAGAUCAUCCUUUUCUUCCCACACUCUACACUUCAUUUCAGACUUCUACACACGUUUGUUUGAUAACAGACUUUUGCCCUGGAGGAGAAUUGUUUUCCUUGCUUGACAAGCAGCCAAUGAAACUUUUUAAAGAGGAAUCUGCAAGGUUCUAUGCAGCAGAAGUUGUCGUUGGCUUGGAGUAUCUCCAUUGUUUAGGAAUAAUUUAUCGUGACCUGAAGCCUGAAAAUAUCUUACUCCAGAAGGAUGGGCAUGCCAUGCUAACUGACUUUGAUUUAUCAUUUAUGACAUCAUGUGAACCACAAAUUAUAAAGCAUCCCCUACCCAGUAAUAGGAGGAGAUCCAGGAGUCAACCACCACCAACAUUUUUUGCAGAACCUGUCACACAGUCGAACUCUUUUGUUGGAACUGAAGAAUAUAUUGCUCCUGAAAUAAUUACAGGUGCAGGACAUAGUAGCGCCAUUGAUUGGUGGGCUCUUGGUAUCUUGUUGUAUGAGAUGCUUUACGGACGUACACCUUUCAGGGGAAAGAAUAGGCAGAAGACAUUUUCCAAUAUCUUGCACAAAGAUCUCACCUUUCCAAGCAGCAUUUCUGUAAGUCUUGCAGCCAGACAGUUGAUUAAUGCAUUGUUGCAGAGAGACCCUGUCAACCGUUUAGGAUCGAAUACUGGUGCCAAUGAAAUCAAAGGACACCCUUUUUUCCGUGGAAUUAAUUGGCCCUUGAUCCGCUGCAAGAGCCCACCGCCAUUAGAUGUGCCUAUUGAAUUCAUUGGAAAAGAUCCAAAAGCCAAGGAAGUACAUUGGGAAGACAAUGGAGUGCUGGUUAAUUUUAUGGACAUGGAGAUUUUCUGAAGGAUUAGUUAUAAUGUAACAUAAAUCGAAUGAUGUUGGUCCUGCUUUUCUCUGAAGAUGGAGCUACCUCAGCUUAGAAACUAGAAAUUGCAGAUCAUAAAGGAAAGAGAAGCGGCCAUCAGGGAGGGUCCUGUAGCAUAGCAUAGUAUAUAUUGGUAGUGCUGCUGGGUUGUCUAAACUCUAAGGGAGGGGGUUAUAUCGUAUAUGAGGUAUCAAUGACAAAAUUAGCAUUUGGACAGCAUCUAGACCAUUACCAUUUUUUGGUGAAUAUCACAUGGAGAACAAAUCUUAUCAUAGCAGUUAAUAAAUGUUCUAAAUAAAGAAAAAAUUGAUGAGUAUUCAAGUUUUUUGAGAUA
Messenger RNA from Quercus robur (English oak), 3596 nucleotides. RefSeq names its product phototropin-2. Gene Ontology annotation, molecular function: protein serine/threonine kinase activity; ATP binding. Gene Ontology annotation, biological process: protein phosphorylation. Gene Ontology annotation, cellular component: cytoplasm; nucleus; plasma membrane. The coding region runs from base 295 to 3240 and encodes 981 amino acids. The record is from RefSeq and is a predicted model, not a curated record. The transcript has 24 exons. Lineage: Eukaryota; Viridiplantae; Streptophyta; Magnoliopsida; Fagales; Fagaceae.